CUUCAAACUGCUUCAAGGGGAAAAAACUGUAUUUCGUUGCUUUAAAAUGUACAAUUAGAUGGUUUGUGACUAAAGUUUUAUUUUUCUGUAUGGACGAUUCGAUUUAAAUUAAAUGUUAUGGUAAAUGUUAUGCUUCUAUGGUGUACCACGUGACCAUCAAACCCAAAACAGCAACGACCUGUGCUGCUGCUAGCGUUAACAAAACAGGUGGGCUAACAUCAGYACCAUGGACCGAACUGAGCUAAACGCGGAUUAUGGGUAUGGGUUAAUCACGGAGAGGAACACGGAUCAAAACAAGAACCAAUCAAUGAGAGACAGUCCGGUGACAAAGAACUACAAGUGUCGGAACAUGCUACACUUGGCAGUGGAAAACAGUCCAUAUGCCAAAGUCCUCCUCAGUGCCAUGAAGAGCUCAGGAUGCAGCGUGUUUAACGACCGACACUUCUCCUGUGAAGACUGCGACGGGACGGUCAGCGGGGGCUUCGAUGCCACCUCCUCUCAGAUCGUUUUGUGUCAGAACAACAUCCAGCAGCAGUCUCACAUGAACCGGGUGGUGACCCACGAGCUCAUCCAUGCCUUCGACCACUGCCGGGCCCACGUGGACUGGUUCAACAACUUCAGACACCUGGCCUGUUCUGAGAUCCGAGCAGCUAACCUGAGCGGAGACUGCAGCUUUAGCAACGAGCUCAGCAGGUUCAACUUCGGCCUGAAGCAGCAUCACCAGGAGUGCGUCCGGGACCGCGCCCUGCGCUCCAUCCUCGCGGUUCGAAAAAUCAGCCGAGAGGAGGCGAGGAAGAUCGUGGACGAGGUCUUYGACUCGUGCUUCAACGAUCACGCUCCUUUCGGACGGAUCCCGCACAGCAGGAAGGACGCCGAGUUCGCCUACAGGGACUACAUGAACAGGGACCGAUAUUACGCUAACCUUUAGCUGAUGUGAGCCUCGCUCUGCAGGAAAUAUUCAGAUCCCCUCAGAAGGAAGAUCAGAACUCACAAACACACCUGUUGGGUUCAGUCUGCCAGCAGUGGAUCAAACUUUUAAAGAUGAUGAAAAGUUUUUCAGCUUUAACUUGGCAGAUAAAAAGACUGGAUUAGUGGACGUUAUAUUUUAUUCUCAUUUCUGGAUUUAAAGGGACAACAUGGACUGACAUGGUUCCUCAAAAUAAGGUUAUGAACAAUCAGUAUCUCACCUGUUAUAGAUGGAUAUUUAAAUAACCACAGUUUGGAAAAACAUUUAAGUUUUUUUUUUUUUAACUGACCAAUCGGUGCUUUGAAGGAAAUCUGAGAUUUUCUUUAUGUCCUUAAAUGUUUGCUGUGAAAAUCCUAAAUCUGUAUGUGGUGAGCUCAGUGUGAUUUAAUAUAAAAAGAAUUAAAUUAAACUUGAAUAAGAGUUAUUUUUUUAUGUUUGUGACCAAAUGUGGAUGUUUAUAAAGUGCGAUGGCCGUUGGAAUUUUUUCCUGCUAAUAAAUAUGUAGGAAAAUAAAA
Messenger RNA from Austrofundulus limnaeus, 1482 nucleotides. RefSeq names its product ATP23 metallopeptidase and ATP synthase assembly factor homolog (gene atp23). The transcript is spliced from 6 exons. Gene Ontology annotation, molecular function: metalloendopeptidase activity. NCBI's taxonomy places the organism in Eukaryota, Metazoa, Chordata, Actinopteri, Cyprinodontiformes, Rivulidae. Gene Ontology annotation, biological process: mitochondrial protein processing; mitochondrial proton-transporting ATP synthase complex assembly. The record is from RefSeq and is a predicted model, not a curated record. The coding region runs from base 227 to 928 and encodes 233 amino acids.